AUGGGUUCGGAGGAUGAGACUAAGUCUGGUCAUCAUAUUGUCCGAGCAGAUGAGGUGGAUCAAACAGGGACAGAUAUAUCCCCGAUGCCUGACGACCAACUCAUGCCAAAUCUAGUACGAGAUUUCAAAGCAGAACAGUCUCGAAAACUCGAAGAAGAGUUUCCAGAAUUUCCCCAGCGCCAUCCAAAACCGCCAGUGCGUCCAGAGCUGAGGCCUGAUGUUAUUGUUCCUCCGCCGCCACUGCAACCGCCGCCGCCAACUCCAUCCCCGCAAAAUAUAGGCCACCCCACCGAUUCCCUAAGUCUGGCUCAAUUACGAAAAAUUGUCCAAGACUUUCCAAAGUCUGAACAGCAGCCAGUAUAUGCAUUUCACUACGCAGAUACUGAACCAUUUUCAGACGAGUUGAACGAAUGGUUUCAGUAUACUGAAGUUGACCAGUUAAUGUUACUUGGAUCGAAAUCAUCCUUUGAGCAAAGUUGGUACCGGUUCAGCCAAUCGUUAUCAAAGGAGAACACGUCGGAGACUUCUUGGCUUCUCGCAAGCGAGAGCUCGAGAAGGGGUUUUAUGGAGAUGAACAUGUCUUGUCUUUCAAAAAGCAAGGAUUUGUUGUCACGAAUUGAGGCUCUGGAAACUACUUGCUAUCUCGUUACAGGGGUCUGGGGUCUCACUGCAGGAAAGGUUGACGAGGAAUAUCCUUUGGAACCUACUAAAACAGAAGCAGAAAAAACCCCAAAGAAUAUGUCAUUACAAAUUCGAUGGAUGGAGAAGAACGUAGAUCUCUUUCGCAAGACAAAUGGUAUAUACAUAAUAUUCAAUCACUUACAAUCCGCAUUUGAAUUAUACCAGACAACAGAUCAAGAUGAUAUGAAAACUUUUGGACGAGAAAAUUCAGCAGCAGCUUAUUUCUCUGCUCGUGAUAGAGAAUUGAAUCUAAUUCUCACUAUUUUCUAUUUGAUCAUAGAGGUUGCACGGAGAGAGGAGACCCUUCAUCCAGAUGCGCCGUACCUUAGGAAUGCACUAGCGGCUUUGAAGCCAAGCUACCUUGCUGUGGUAACCCGAAUCAUUGCUCGAUUACGGUGGGAGGAUGUUAGCAAAGUCCCAUUGACGAGACUUAUCCUUUUAUUUUGGAAAUCUAUUUUGCUACUAUUCGGGGGCUCCGAUAGCUUGAAGCGCGCCAAAGCCUCUUUGGAGCCACAAUUCGACGCAAAAGCUUCCAGUUCUAAAGCAUCUUUGCCAAUCCUCACAGCCUCUCCUCUUGAUUACCAAACAUUCCGGCAAGAAAUAAUGUCCAAAUACCCUGCCUAUAAUCCUCCACCGCCAUUAUUUGCUUUGGAGCUUGAAAAUAAUUCCAUUCUCCCUCCACCUCCAAAUGUAUCAAUGCGAGUAAACCAAUCAACAAUAUUUCCGGGGGGGUCGACCUCGUUUGGAACAGGAAACGGCUCUAUUCUUAAUAAAUCUGUUCACAUUGCAACGCCAGCCCCUUCCCCACCUCCUUCGCCUGGUGGGCCAGGAAAAAGCGGUAAAAAACAAAACUAUCAGACAAAUCAAAAUUUCCCUUUCAUGUACCCCCCGUUGGAUAGCGCUAGCAAUAAUAUUGGCGGCAAAGGCUCAAGUGGGCUUCAAGACACGUUGGUUGGUCAAAAGUGGGAAGGUGGUGAUGUGCCAGCUUCAAUUAUCGAGGCUGGAAAGCUUUUUUCAAGUCGAACGCGCAUGACGCGGUCUAUUAGACAGCUCUGGGAAGCACGCGAGCAGUUUAUGAAGUAUGAUAGAGGCUGGGAUGCAGAUACGGAUGCGGCAAGCCUUGAACAUCAAGAGAAUAAUGACGACAAUUUGGCGGCUGGUACUAGCUGCUUAUCUAAAGAGACAGAUGACGAAGACGUACAACGUCGCUUGGAUACUGUCGAGGAUUUCUAUAACCAAAUAUUGCCCAAUCUUCAAUCCGUCAUCAUUGUGAUGUUGAAGGAAAUACUAACCAAUAUAACAGCCGCUAUUGGAACGUCUGAUGGAGAUCUUAGCUCAAAUGACUAUAAGGAAGGACCAGUGAUGAAUGACGUUUUUCAGCUGCCUGCUAAUGCUGAGACAAAACCAUCUCAUAAACUAGAGGAGCUUGGAGAUCUUAGAUGCCGUGAGAUUAAGUCGAAAGCCAUCUCUGGUGUGCUGCUGCUAUUGUUGAAAUGGUUUAAACGCUCCCAUAUCCUUAAAAUGGAAUACAUGACACAACUCCUACUUGAUUCUAAUUAUUUGCCCUUAAUCUUGAAAAUGUUGAUACAUAAAGACCUCGACAAGUCCGUUGCCCAAAAGAAUGAUCGGCAAAACCAAAGCUUUUUCCACUUCUGUCACCUUCAUUCAGAUCAACCACCUGAAUUUGAUCCUACACCUGAGAUUAGAAACCAAGAGGAUAGUGAAGAUGAGGCUGUUCCACCCCCAAUUUCCCGUAGUCGAUCUUCGCUAUCGGUACUUCACUCCGGCUUUUCAAAGGAACCAGUGCCGGAUCAAACGAGUCUAAAAGACGAAUGUCUACCAGAAGUUAACGAAUUGGGAUUUCCCACAGCCCCCCUUCCCAUUGCACCUAUCACUGACUUUUCGUUUCGGAACUUCUUCUCGGCCAUAAACUAUCUCCAUAUAAUGCAGAAAAUCACUCGCGACAAAGCCCAUCGCUGCCUACUUCUUGUUCAGUAUAAAUCUAGUGCUGUCUUGCAUGCAGGCAUUAAGAUCCCCAACCCCGAUCUCCGCUUGUACACUUUGAAACUUUUCAAAUCUCAGGUCCCCUACUGCGGCCGCAAGUGGCGCCAAUCUCAUAUGCGCAUCAUUACCGCGAUAUACUUGUACUGCCGGCCCGAGUUGCGUGAUGACUGGCUAGCAGGUGCAGAUAUCGAUGCUGAAGUGGAAAACUCACUACCGAUGGAGCAAGCUUUAAGGGGGUUGACUCAUUGGUGGCAUAUGAGGCAGUAUAAGGACGCUAUGGCAGUAGAAGGAGGCCAAGUAUUAAUGGACGAAGAAAGAGAUUUCUUUUCUCGAGAACUAGAGACAAUGGGCUGGGGUUUUGCCGGAGAGGAGAUCUGUACAGGUACAGGUGAUGACGUAAACGGUGUGGGAGUCGAUGGCCGAGGUGGUGGUCUAAAUGAUUUUGACCCAGUGCCGUGGUAG
This is a messenger RNA of Ophidiomyces ophidiicola, 3147 nucleotides long. It is a transcript of the gene FAR11, whose product is annotated as Factor arrest protein 11. Lineage: Eukaryota; Fungi; Ascomycota; Eurotiomycetes; Onygenales; Onygenaceae. The record is from RefSeq and is a predicted model, not a curated record. The coding region runs from base 1 to 3147 and encodes 1048 amino acids. The transcript is spliced from 8 exons. Gene Ontology annotation, cellular component: cytosol. Gene Ontology annotation, biological process: cytoskeleton organization.